AUGGGGUCCGGAUGCUGCUCCGGUGGCCCUGCCAAGGAUCAGGGGUGCAGCGGUGCUUCCACCGAGGUUCGUCAUGGACACGACCACGAACAUGACGAUGGCCACGAUCACGCUCAUCAGCCUCAGCCCGUCUGCAACGACGUCGAAGGCUGCGACGGUGCCCAAGACGUGACUUGUCUCGACGAAGACUGCGACGCCGAGACCUACUGCGACGCCGAGGACGACUCUACUUGCCGCUCCGCCAAGCUCGAGUGCUGCACCUCCAAGGAAGAGCACUGCGAUGAAAAGUGUAUCAUUGCCGCUGCCGCCGUCGAGUGCGAGAAGGCCUGCGACGACGAUGACGCCCACGACGCCGCUGCCGACCACAAACACGUCCACGACAAGGACGGCCACCACCAGGCCUCGGCUUGCAGCACUCACAUCACCAAGGCUUUCGAGCAGUACAGCGCCUAUCUCGAGUCGGCCCGUUGCAUCUGUCGCAGCAUUCUCGAUCGCGGCCUUCCGACCGUUUGCUGCAGUGAGCAGCAAACUGCUACAGUUGCUGCCGCCGCUGCCGCUCCCGUCUCGGCUCCCACUGCCUCGCAGACACGUCGCAACAAGACCGAAGCCCAUACGACCGCCCAUUCUCAUGACCAGCACAAGCAUCAUCAUCACCACGGCAUUAAGAGACGCGGCAAGAAGAAGUCUGCGCACGAUCAUGACAUGGACAUUAAGCCCGUCCGCGACCACCAGUCCGACUGCUGCAGCGGACACGAUGUUCACCUCCCAUCGGCUCUCGACUCGGGGAGGCCCCUCCGCACCUUCGAUGGUGAGAAGGACGUCGAGAGGGACGCUGGUUUGGAGCAGGUCGCUCUCGUCGUCGAUGGCAUGGAUUGCUCUGGAUGCGGCAACAAACUCGAGCGUGCCCUCAAGGCUAACCCCGGCGUCUCUGGCGUCCGCGUCAACUUCGUCAUGGGCAAUGCCGAGUUCAGCUUCGACAGCACCACGGGCAAAGUUGAGGAUGUUAUUCGAAAUGCAGAGCGAGCCUCUGGCCUGCACUGCACCCGAAUGUCCAGCGACGACCAGACGCUCGACGUCCUUGUUUCGGGUGCGGCCGCGAAGGCAGUGGCCGACUUGGCGAUCAUUGGCGUUAGCGAUGUCGACGUUGUUGACUCGAAGAUGGUCAGGGUUACCUACGAUCCCACCGUCAUUGGCGCGCGAACCCUUCUCGAACGAAUCGGUUCUCUCUCGUCUGGGUUGGCACCUCCGCGUGACGACCCUGCGGUUGCCAGCGGAAGAAAGAGGAUGUAUGAUCAGUUGACCAAGACUGUGAUUGCCGCAGUCUUCACUGUACCUGUUGUUGUUCUCGCAUGGGGCGUCGAUCUCGUCACUCCUCAGACGCGCUCCAUCGUCUCGAUUGUACUUGCGACGUUUGUUCAACUCGUUGCUGUACCGGAGUUCUACAAGCCGGCCAUUUCAGCUCUGAUCUACAGUCAUGCCAUCGAGAUGGACAUGUUGGUGGUCAUCAGCAUCACUGCCGCCUAUGUCUACUCCGUCGUGGCCUUUGGUCUACGCCAAGCUGACAAGAGCCCGGAGGGCCAGCAAGGAGAAUUCAAAGAGUUCUUCGAGACCAGCACUCUUCUCGUCACUCUGGUCUUGCUGGGUCGCUUUGUUGCAGCCUUUGCCCGCAUUCGAGCUGUGGCUGCCGUCUCGCUGAGAUCUCUGCAAGCCUCCACCGCUGUCAUUGUUGAGGGCGGGAGAGAUGUGGAGAUUGACGCUCGACUUCUUCAAUACGGCGACAAAUUCAAAGUUCUUCCGCACUCCACGGUGCCUACUGAUGGUCUGGUGAUCAGCGGCUCCAGCGAGGUGGACGAGUCUAUGUUGACCGGCGAAAGCGUUCCGGUUUUCAAGAAGCAGCGCGACAAUGUCAUUGCUGGUACAGUCAACGGAUCCGGCACGCUCACAGCGCAGCUUACGCGUUUGCCUGGCAAGAACACCGUUACUGAUAUUGCCGAGCUUGUUGAGGACGCGGCCAACUCCAAGCCCAAGAUUCAGGACAUUGCCGAUCGUGUGGCUAGCUGGUUCGUGCCUGUCGUCGCAACCAUUGCUGUCGUCGUCGUCAUUGUCUGGCUUGUUGUUGGCUUGCGAGAUGAUUCUAUCUCAGACCGGAAAGCCAUAUCCAACGCUGUCACUUAUACCGUCGCUGUCUUGGCUGUGUCUUGCCCCUGCGCUCUCGGUCUCGCCGUUCCGAUGGUCCUGGUAGUUGCAGGCGGUAUUGCGGCUAAAGGGGGUGUCGUCAUCAAAUCCGCGGAAUGCACUGAACGAGCUCGCAAAGUGACCGACGUUGUUUUUGACAAGACCGGCACCAUCACCGAGGGUGACCUGGAUGUCCUCGAGGAAGAGUAUCUCAUCGCCGAUCAUGACCAAGCUCGCGCCAUAACCAAAGCUCUUGUCGCUGGUAACAAGCACCCUGUCUCCGCGGCCAUCGCCAAACAUCUCUCUCAACGCGCAACGCCUGACAUCAAGCUCACUGAACCGCGCGUCAUUCCCGGAGCUGGUGUGGAAGCCACUGUUGAUGGUCAUGCCAUUUGCGCCGGAAACCCUGCCUGGACCAAUGUCGAUUCUUUGCCUGCCGUUACCCGUCUUCAGGACGCCGGCAUGACUCUUCUUGUUGUCACCAGAAACUCUGCACCCAUCGCUAUCUUCGGUCUGCGUACUCGCCUUCGCUCCGAAGCGGUCAAGGUUAUCAAGCAACUCAACAACCGCGGUAUCGCUGUUCAUCUCGUUUCUGGUGAUCAGAAGCGCGCUGUAGAGUCGGUUGCGGCGCAGGUCGGCAUCCCCAACGUCGCUUCUCAACGAACGCCGGCUCAGAAACGCGAGCAUGUGGCUUCGCUCAUGUCGGAGGGAAAGUUCGUCAUGUUUGUCGGCGACGGUACCAACGACGCGGUGGCUGUCACCCAGGCGGAUGUCGGAGUUCAGUUGGGCAGCGCUGCGUCGGCGAGCGACGUCACGCGUGGAGCCGCAGACGUGGUCCUUCUCGCAGGUUUGGAGGGUAUCCCCUUCUUGCUUGACGUGAGCGGCGCCAGUUUCAGACGCAUGGUGUUCAACUUUGUCUGGUCGGCCAUCUACAACGUCCUCGCCAUCCUUCUGGCAUCUGGAGCCCUCUCGCAGCUUGAAGUUGCCGGAAGACCUGUCUCGAUUCCUCCCGAGUACGCCGGCCUAGGUGAGAUUGUCAGCGUCUUGCCCGUGAUCGCGGCCGCCAUGACGAUGAUGAACAAGAAGAUCCGAACCGAGGCCUAG
Colletotrichum karsti is the source of this 3279-nucleotide messenger RNA. Its product is annotated as cation transport atpase. Gene Ontology annotation, molecular function: metal ion binding; ATPase-coupled monoatomic cation transmembrane transporter activity; ATP hydrolysis activity. Gene Ontology annotation, cellular component: membrane. The record is from RefSeq and is a predicted model, not a curated record. The coding region runs from base 1 to 3279 and encodes 1092 amino acids. Gene Ontology annotation, biological process: monoatomic cation transport. NCBI's taxonomy places the organism in Eukaryota, Fungi, Ascomycota, Sordariomycetes, Glomerellales, Glomerellaceae. The transcript is spliced from 3 exons.